AAGGAGCUGGUGUGCGGUCAGCACAUUGAUCCAGUAGACCUACGAGAGCUGUGUUUGAACCUUCGCAGAAAACUCCACGAUCAACAACAACAACAACAACACUUUCUCACGCACAACACUACCUCACUUGAUGCUGCCCAGCCUCCCAGUAAGAGAAACAGACCAACCCCAGGUGGUGGGUGUCCGCCAAUGUCAUCUCCAUCAUGUCGCUACCAGCUGAGGUCGCCACAGCAACGCAAGAGCCCCCGACAACUCACGCAGCGCAACUCCCCCAAAUCCAACCCUCCUCCACAAAUUUCCGAAUCUCCUGCUGCAACUUUAAUCUCUCCUUCUUCUUGUUCUUCUCCGACAGAGGGUGUGGGAGGUGAGGUGGCCAAGUCGUGGCAGAGUUUGCCAGAGUCAGCAUUUGAUCUGCUGGAGCGCUGCUUGGAGUUGAAUCCAUUGAGGAGACUGUCUGCUGCAGAGGCCCUCCAGCACCCUUUUCUAGCAGACGUAGUCAGAUAGUAUGCCCGGGUAA
Molecule: messenger RNA, 517 nt
Organism: Geodia barretti
Lineage: Eukaryota; Metazoa; Porifera; Demospongiae; Tetractinellida; Geodiidae
Source: the annotation of a GenBank genome assembly